AUGACUGUCACUGGCCCAAGCUCGCCCUUAACUACCCUGUGGCCCUGCUGCCCCGUUGCCCCAUCGCCCGCCAUCCUCAACCUACCUCCUCCUCCUCCUCCUCAUCCUCAUCAUCCUCUCCUCCUGCUCCUCUUCCCUAUCAUCAUCAUCAUCAUCAUCACAACAGCAACAACAAUCACCUACAUCCCCUCCGGAGACAGCACCGCAAACUGUCUUCGUCUUCCCCUUCAUCCGUUUCUUCAUCUCCAUCUUCAGCAUCCAUAUCGACAACUCACAAGCUACUCCGCCCUUCAUUUGUUUAUCCCCCAAGGCGUCGCAGGUAGACCAACAACCACCAGCUCCAACUCCAGCUCCCAGCUCUCCCCCCCCCCCAACCCUUCCUUCAUCAUGCGUGGGCUCAUCGCCUUGUCGCUAUUGCCGCUGCUGGCUUCAACGGCCCCAACCUUCAACACAGACACCAUCCAUGAUGGCGCGGCUCCGCUGCUCUCCUCGUCCAAUGCCGAGGCCGUCCCGGAUUCCUACAUCGUCGUCUUCAAGAAGCACGUCGACGCAGCCUCCGCUUCCCACCACCAGACCUGGGUGCAAGACGCCCAUCUCACCAAUGAGAAUGUCCGCACCGAGCUGAGAAAGCGGUCGGAGUCCACCACCGCCACGGACAUCUUCGCUGGCCUGAAACACACAUACAACAUCGCCGGCGGCUUCUUGGGCUACUCCGGCCAUUUCGAUGACGAGGUCAUCGAGAAGGUGCGAAGGCAUCCUGAUGUCGACUACAUCGAGAGAGACUCGGUCGUCCACGCCUUAGGUGAUGAAUCUGAUGACUCGGGGAAGCUCGAGAAGAACGCCCCAUGGGGUCUUGCUCGUAUCUCCCACAGAGAUAGCCUUGGCUUCAGCACCUUCAACAAGUACCUCUACGCCGCUGACGCAGGCGAGGGCGUCGAUGUCUACGUGAUCGACACCGGAACCAACGUUAACCACGUUGACUUCGAAGGCCGAGCACACUGGGGAAAGACUAUCCCUCUCAAUGAUCCCGAUGAGGAUGGAAACGGCCACGGCACUCACUGCUCUGGUACCGUCGGUGGCAAGAAGUAUGGUGUUGCCAAGAAGGCCAACAUCUACGCCGUUAAGGUUCUCAAGUCCAACGGUUCAGGAACCAUGGCCGACGUCGUGAAGGGUGUCGAGUGGGCAGCCAACGCUCACACCGCGAAGGUCAAGAAGGGAAAGAAGGGCUUCAAGGGAUCCGCUGCCAACAUGAGUCUUGGUGGAGGCAAGUCCCCAGCUCUUGAUCGUGCUGUCAACGGCGCUGUCGCCGCUGGUGUCCAUUUCGCCGUGGCCGCCGGAAAUGACAAUGCCGACUCCUGCAGCUACUCCCCAGCCGCUGCUGAGAAUGCCAUCACCGUCGGUGCCUCGGCUCUUGAUGACUCCCGCGCAUACUUCUCCAACUUCGGCCCAUGUAAUGACAUCUUCGCCCCUGGCUUGAACAUCCAAUCCACCUGGAUUGGCAGCAACACUGCCAUCAAUACCAUCUCCGGUACCUCGAUGGCCUCGCCCCAUAUUGCUGGUCUUUUGGCCUACUACCUGUCUCUCCAGCCCGCUUCUGAUUCUGCCUACGCCGUUGCGGAUAUCACCCCCAAGAAGCUCAAGGAUAACCUCAUCAGCAUUGCCACCGAGGGUGCCUUGUCUGAUGUUCCUUCCGACACCAAGAACAUCUUGGCGUGGAACGGCGGUGGAUCUUCCAACUACAGCUCCAUCAUCAAGGCCGGCGGAUACGCGGUAAAGAAUGUCAAGACGCCUGCCGCGAAGCUGCCAACCACCAUCGAGCUUAUGGAGGAGGCUAUCGAGAAGGACUUCAACAUGUUGUCAGGAGAGGUCGUCAAGGGCGCCGAGUCUGUGGCAUCCCACGCCGAGAAGCUCUCCAAGAAGAUCAAGCAGUUCGUGGAUGAGGAACUCGAGGAGUUCUUUGAGGAACUUGACAUGUGA
Venustampulla echinocandica is the source of this 1977-nucleotide messenger RNA. Its product is annotated as Serine protease. The record is from RefSeq and is a predicted model, not a curated record. Gene Ontology annotation, molecular function: serine-type endopeptidase activity. Lineage: Eukaryota; Fungi; Ascomycota; Leotiomycetes; Helotiales; Pleuroascaceae. Gene Ontology annotation, biological process: proteolysis. The coding region runs from base 1 to 1977 and encodes 658 amino acids. The transcript has 2 exons.